Molecule: messenger RNA, 1408 nt
Organism: Octodon degus (degu)
Lineage: Eukaryota; Metazoa; Chordata; Mammalia; Rodentia; Octodontidae
Gene: Lrat
Product: lecithin retinol acyltransferase
Exons: 2
Coding region: 60-749 (229 amino acids)
Biological process (GO): retinol metabolic process
Molecular function (GO): phosphatidylcholine-retinol O-acyltransferase activity
Source: RefSeq, a predicted model, not a curated record
CCGUCGGGCUCGGGACUGCGCAGCGGCACGGCUUUUGGAAAGUCGCUCUUCCCCGCAGGAUGAAGAGCCCCGUGCUGGACGCGGUCUCCUUACUGCUAGACAAGCUGCUCCUCUCCAAUUUAAAGCUUCUCAGUCUGGGAGCUCAGGGAGAAGACCAAAGAAGCAGCCGGUCCUAUGAAGUCAGUUCCUUCCUCCGCGGGGACGUGCUGGAGGUGCCCCGCACCCACCUGACCCACUAUGGCAUCUACCUGGGCAACAACCGCGUAGCCCACCUCAUGCCUGACAUUUUGCUGGCCCUGACCACGGACGAGAAGCGCACCCAGAAGGUGGUCUCCAACCAGCGUCUCCUCCUGGGCGUCGUGGUCAAGGUGGCCAGCAUCCGCGUGGACACAGUAGAGGACUUUGCCUACGGGGCCGACGUCCUGGUCAAUCACCUGGACGAGUCCCUGCAGAAGAAGGCGCUGCUCAAUGAGGAGGUGGCUCGGAGGGCGGAGGAGCGGCUGGGCGUGUGCCCGUACAGCCUGCUGUGGAACAACUGUGAGCACUUCGUGACCUACUGCAGAUAUGGCACCGCGGUCAGCCCCCAGGCCGACAAGUUUUGUGAGUAUGUGAAGAUAAUUAUUCGUGAUCAGAGAAGUGUUCUUGCCUCAGCAGUCUUGGGACUGGCGUCUAUAGUCUGCAUGGGCCUCGCAUCGUACAUUACUUUUCCUGCACUUCUCAUACCGUUCUGCUUAUGGAUGUCUGGAUAACUUCAUAGUCCUGUGUCAAUGUGUAUGCAUUCUAGGUACAAAUAUGUUUAUAUUUAUAGAGCACAAGUCACUAUAAAGAUCGUUGAGAAAAACGUGACCUGUGGCACUAUGUUCUGAACAAAAAUGUGAUGAAGAAUCAUAUACAGUGCUUACCGUGUAAGACCAAGAAUGAAGGAUUUCUAAUCUUCUCACGCAGGUCCUUGUAAGAUACCAUUCAGCCCUUGGAAACAUGGCAGCUUGUGACAGAAUCCAGCAAUACAAGAGAGUCCCAUGUGAGAUGAUAGCCACAGGAGAUUGUCUGUGUGGGCUUUGGUCUCCUGUAGUCAUUCUUCUGUUAGGCCUACAUUUGAAGAUGGGAAAACUUACUAAGACCACUCACUUUAUCAUAAGUUUACUCUGCUUUAUGAAGGACUUACAUUAAACUGGAAGCAUUUUCCUCAUUCAGAUGAACACAUGUUGGAUUAGUCCCCCUCCAAAAAACCAAAAAAGCCCCAAAACUCAAGUUGUUUUUCAUGCAUCACAUUCCAAUAAAUCAAGAAUAUUGUAUUUUCAUUACAUAAAACCAAUAUUGGCAAAGUUAAGGUUUAACAAGAAAGUAAGUGACCUGAAAGUAUAGAAAUCUGUGUGUGUGUGGGGGGGGGUUCUUUAAAAAAAAAAAA